Molecule: messenger RNA, 1642 nt
Organism: Nicotiana tabacum (common tobacco)
Lineage: Eukaryota; Viridiplantae; Streptophyta; Magnoliopsida; Solanales; Solanaceae
Source: RefSeq, a predicted model, not a curated record
AGAAAUGGCAACCUCUUGAAUAAGAGAAUCAAGCAAGGCUGUAAGUUUUGAGGUGAUACUUGUCUGAGACAAGUCACAACACAUUCAUCCAGCAAAGGGCACUAACAAUUAGGGUAACAACAGAUAUACUUUAACAAAUCUGUCCAAUUAAGGGGUACCAUCUCUUAAAAAAUCCUAUGCUUGAACAAGAAAGCCUUUAAAAUCCAAUCCCCAAAGAAGGAAUUCUGGCCUUUGUUUGGAAGUCAAUUAACAAUCCUUCAAUCAACUUGGUAAAUCUCUUCCACAAUGUAUAGAGACCCAAUUGUGAAGCCAUAAUAGGCCACACUCAAGUUUCCAUCAAUAGACUAUCUGCGGAUCUUUUUAUACUGUUAACUCACCCCAAUUGACCUCUGAAAACAGAAAUCAAAGACAUUAGGCUCAACAGAGAUGAUUGAGAACACCACAUCUUUAGCUGACUUGGUUGAUGGACAGCAAAAACCAACUGAAGGCACAGAUGACAUAAGUAAAACACCAAGACACUCGCGAUGGACCAGACAAGAAACACUUGUUCUCAUAGAAGGAAAAAAGAUUGCAGAGGAAAGAACUCAUAGGGGGCGUAAAUCCAGUUCUGUGUUCGGUUCUGACAAGCCGGAACCUAAAUGGAAUUCAGUCUCCUCUUACUGCAGACAACAUGGAGCAAACAGAGGACCUGUUCAAUGUAGAAAACGAUGGAGCAACAUGAUCAGUGACUUCAGGAAAAUUAAGGCAUGGGAGUCACAAGCAAAUGGAAGCAGCGACUCUUAUUGGAUUAUGAGUAAUGAUCUAAGGCGAGAGAAAAAGCUACCAGGUUUUUUUGACAGAGAAGUCUAUGAUGUCAUGGAUGGGAAGGAAUUCACAGCAGAAGCAUAUCAACUAGCUCUGGUAACCAUAACUACAGAUGAUAAAGUUGAUUAUGGGAUUGAAACAGCAGAAGAAGAGGAAGAGAAAGAGGAAGAGGAAAACGAGCAGGAGAACACAGAGGCUGAAGCAGUUUCUCAUACAGACGGAUAUAUCAUGGCAGAUGAUGUUCUGUUUCCAGCCAUGGAGGAUAUUGGAAGCAACCCACUGAAGGAAGGGAUUGCCAAAGAUAAGAAAGCUAAGUCCAUUCCCUCUCCCACGCCUAUAUCAGGUAAAUUAAAGUGUCCUUCAAAAUGCUUUGCUCUCAACCAGAACUUGUUACUUUUUACAUCAGAACCGAUCUGAGAUUGUUGGACGCAACUUUCAUGAUGACAAUUGCCCUGUUAUUAUAUCAUGGUUAGCACAAUUUUUUCGUAAUUUAGCACAAUUCUGGAUUUAUAAUGUUGGAGGAACUAUUUUAUUCUGUAGAACUAUAUUUGUAUCCUAUUUAUAUUGUUGGAGGUACAAAUUCUAUCCUGGUGGCAAAAAUAUUUUCUUGACAACUACAAUCCAUCAGAAAGUAAGCCCUUCACAAGCAUACAACUCUAUGAAUUUCCUACCAAACAAAGCAUUAUCAAAAUUAACACAUUUAAUAUGAGAUUUGGUUCAUACUACCACUGUCCAUCCCAUCUAUAACCAACAAUUCAAAGCUUGAAGCAGCCCCAUCUUUCCUAGCACAUACUUGCUAUCACACAGACUUUUGUGCCAACUCUUUUUUCUUGCUUGG